Messenger RNA from Phyllotreta striolata, 1233 nucleotides. The record is from the annotation of a GenBank genome assembly. Lineage: Eukaryota; Metazoa; Arthropoda; Insecta; Coleoptera; Chrysomelidae.
AUGGUAAUCCAAUCGGAAGACAUUGAAAGAUGGAUAGGCGAAAUAAUGAAGAGGAAAGGCAUCGAUAAUUACGAAUUAGAAGUGACCGAAUCAAACUCGAAGGGUGAUGGUUACAGUGGUCAAAUGAGGUUUGUGAAAGUGGUCACCAAAGAAGGGAAAAACAACAGCGUUGUCUACGAAUUAGUCCUGAAAGCAGGGAGAGAAAGUGAAAAAUUAAGGGAAGUUUGUCCAAUGGAAGAUGUUUAUCUCAGGGAAAUUCAUAUGUAUACAGAAGUGUUUCCUGCAGUAGAAAAACUCCAGCGAGAAUUUAACAUUAAAACAAGCUACAAACAUUACCCUAAACUUUUCAAUUUCUGCAAAGAGGAUAAAAAGGAGACGUUAAUAUUCCAAAAUAUGAAACAAAUUGGCUACGAAGUGCACGAAAGAAAGCAAAUGCAGAAUUUAGAACAUGUUCUUUUCGUGUUUCGAACGUACGCCAAAUGGCACGGAGCUAGCCUAGCGUUAAAGAUAAAAAAACCGGAAUUAUUCCACGAUUUAACCAAAGGAAUGACCGAUCUUAUGGGCGACCUUCUGAUCGAAUCUAAAAUGAUUGAUAGCAUUGGCGAUUAUUUCACCAAAGCUUUGAAUCUACUGAAACGCAACGGUAGAGAAGAAGUAGCCAAGAAAAUUGAAGAAAAUUGCGAUGUAGAAAAAAUUGUAACAAAAUUGACUCUUUCAACUGAUAAAGAUGCCGAAAAGGAAGCCGUUAUAUUGCACGGGGAUUGCUGGAAUAAUAACAUGAUGUUUAAAUAUGAAAACAACGAUUUAUCGAAACCGAUCGAUAUGGUGCUAAUCGAUUUCCAAAUAUCCAGACUGGCCUCGCCAAUUUUGGAUCUAUCUUACUACUUAUACGCGGUUGCUGAUAAAUCUACUUUAGAAAAAAUCGAUUAUCUGCUGGGAGAAUACCACAAGGAGCUCGGGGAUUACCUCAAGCAAUACGAAAUCGACGUGAAUCGUAUUCUCACGCUGCAAAGAUUGAAGGAGUCAUGGAAAAAGUACGGUAGAUACGGAUUGGUUAUCACUCCGUUUAUCACGCGCGUGGAACUUUGCGGAGACGAUGAAAUAAUCGAUUUCAUGGAUAAAAUCGAAGACGGCAGCAUAAACGAUUCGGCUAGCAACAUCUCGAAGCAAGAAGAAUACGACAGGAGAGUCUUGAAUGUUUUCGUUCAUUUCUGCGAUACAUUUUUAGCAUAA